AUGCAGACUACCAAGUCAGCAAGAUUUGGAAUCACCCUGUACUAUGUAAUUUGCCCAGAGGAAGCGCCAGUUGAUCCUGCACCUCCAUUGAAAGGAAAAAAAGCCUUUGCUGAAGUCUAUGGUUCUCAUUGGGAUGAGCAACAACUCAGAGCAAGUCAUUUGCACUCAUCCUUCAAAACGGAUGAUAAGACUCUAUUUCAGAAGCUUGAUGAAGCUUUGAGAUCCAUGAACUAUGUCUCCUGUAUGGAGCCUUUCCAGCAGGCAAAGGGACAAGGCCAAAAGGCUUUCUUUGCCCUUAUCAAAACCUACCUUGGUGAUGACAAGUGGCUAUCAGAGUUCACUAAGUAUGAUAACAUGAUGCACAAUGCAAGAGUGGAAAGGAGCUUGCAACCUGACUUUGGCUGGCAAAGCAGCCCAAGCUGCAGGCAUCCUGCUAACAGAUAG
Messenger RNA from Cylindrotheca closterium, 444 nucleotides. Lineage: Eukaryota; Bacillariophyta; Bacillariophyceae; Bacillariales; Bacillariaceae. The record is from the annotation of a GenBank genome assembly.